This is a messenger RNA of Rhizophagus irregularis DAOM 181602=DAOM 197198, 630 nucleotides long. RefSeq lists its product as uncharacterized. The record is from RefSeq and is a predicted model, not a curated record. NCBI's taxonomy places the organism in Eukaryota, Fungi, Glomeromycota, Glomeromycetes, Glomerales, Glomeraceae.
AUGGAAUUGCAAUAUAAGAUAGACAAACUUAAUAAAGAACUUGAAGAGUCGAAAGAAUUAAAUGAAAUGCUAAUAAAAAUAAAUGAGAAAUUCAGAAAAGAGAACGACAGACUUUAUGAACGAAUCGAUUUUUAUAAGAACCUUCGAAUGCCAAGAAGUAUGAAAAAAAACUCAAAGCCUAAACGUAAACAUCAAAGGAAUAAUGAUAGUGAAGAUUUGGACGACAAAAUUAUUGACAUGGAUGCUGAAAUGGACGAAAAGGAUAAAAAGGACGAUAAGGAUGAAAAGGACGAUAAAGAUGCAAGGAUUACUGCCAAAGCUUUAUAUAAUAAAGACGACAUGAGAAUCACUUACUAUGAAAAACAAGAGAUGAUCAAUAUCAUUCAAGAUAUCAGAUAUCAUUCACCAGAGUUGAGUGAAACGAAUGAGGAAAAUGCGUCAAAAAAAUGUCAAAUAGUUGUACGUAGAAAUUAUGACGAUACGUUGCAAAAUUUUGAUGUCCAACCUCUGAACGAUGUACCACAAUGGACGUGUGUAGAACCAGGAAAUAGUAAUGUCGUAUAUGAUUCCAAUAUAGGAUACGAGAGUAUAUAUGAUGACUAUAUGUACGAUGAUGCUGACACGUUUUAA